AUGGAGAUAUUUACUUUUAAAUCAAAUUUUGGUAGAAGUAGAAAUAAAUCAUAAUUUUUUAAAGAACUUAUCAUUACUCUAUUAGAAAGAUUUAUAUCCAAAUAAAUAAUAAGAGAGAAGUAUUUAACUGAUAUUGUAGAUUUAAAACAAUUGUUAAAAGAUAUAUCCUCUUAAGAAUUUAUUUAAUUUCGAAAUUAAAUAGAAUUAAACAUUAAAAUUAUAAAUAUCAGAUAUUUUUUAUGGUCCAAUUAAUAAUUUGACAAUUAUAACUAAUUCCUCAAUCUUUUUUAAUGGACCUUUUCAAUUGAAAAAAAAGUUUAACCUUGUAAUUUAGAUGAAUCUUAUUUUUGUAUCAAAUAAUUUGAGAUUGAAAGUUAAGUAUAAAGAUUAAUAUUUUCAACAAUUAUUAUGGAAAAUUAAGUUUUUGAAAUUAUCAAUACUUUUUCAAAUAUCAAAAUUAUUUACAUUAUGUUGAUAAAAUAGAAUUAUUAUCUAUUAUUUUUACAAUCAGAAAACAAUUUAAAUAUUCAAUUAAUUUAAUGUUCUGAACUAAUUGAUUAAAAUUGUUAUGUAAUAACAGAUCUUAAUGAAAAAUUUCAAAUACAACCUAUUACUGCAGAUAUUUUGAGAACAGGAAAUCUAAUUAAGCUAAAAAAUUAAUUUAACCAGUCUUUUAUUUAUUUUGAAGAUAUCAAAUUUAUUUUAGUAUAAUUACCUGAAAUCGUCAUGGAUGUCAUUUAAAUUGAAGAAACACAGGAUCAAUAUUUAAUAAUAUAAUAAAACAAAUAAAAUUCAAGUAAUUUAGAAUUGAUGAUUUAUUCAAUCUAUUUAAAUAAGAAAAGUAUAGUAUAUUCCUUAUCCAUUCCUAAAUAGCUUUAUAUAAAAUUGAUUAAUGAUCGAAAAUUUAAAUUUUAAGAAUUAAAAUUAACCUCAUGUAUUUAAAUAGGAGGUUUAACAAAAAUUAAACUAUUCAUUAUUACUUAAUAUUAUUCUUAUUUGUUUUAAUUAAUAUUAGAUAAGUAGAAGAAUUAAGUUUAAUUUGAAUUGUAAAAGUCAGUUAGAAAUUGUGAUUCUUAAAACUGCAAAAAUGAAAUAUUCACAAUAAACUAUUUUGAUGACAUUAUUUUAAUUUUAAAAGAAAUUAAUAACAAUCAUUUUUUAUUUUUUGAUUUGAGAAAACGCAGAAACUUUUAUGAUUAUUUUCAUAAAUCAC
Molecule: messenger RNA, 1213 nt
Organism: Paramecium primaurelia
Lineage: Eukaryota; Ciliophora; Oligohymenophorea; Peniculida; Parameciidae
Source: the annotation of a GenBank genome assembly